Messenger RNA from Cydia splendana, 2195 nucleotides. RefSeq lists its product as uncharacterized. Bases 16 to 1215 code for a protein of 399 amino acids. The record is from RefSeq and is a predicted model, not a curated record. The transcript is spliced from 5 exons. Gene Ontology annotation, cellular component: mitochondrion. Gene Ontology annotation, molecular function: ATPase inhibitor activity. Gene Ontology annotation, biological process: negative regulation of ATP-dependent activity. NCBI's taxonomy places the organism in Eukaryota, Metazoa, Arthropoda, Insecta, Lepidoptera, Tortricidae.
CUCAUUUGUUUUUAAAUGUGGAAACCCAUCGUUUUGGACGUUGAGUGCAUCGUUUGUAAUAAAACGUUGCAAAAAAUCAACCACGAUCCGCGUGAGAUAUCAAGAGAAAUGGGGAAAAUUACUAAUCGCCGGUCAAGGACUCCAAAUUGGUCGCUUCAGGAAAAACAACAUUUGCUUGAAUUAAUUAGAGAACGAAAAGAAGUCGUCGUAACGAAGAGUAACAAUGGACCUAAUUAUUCAGAAGAAAAGGAUGUGGCUUGGAAUGCGAUACUUCGCGAGCUUGCUAUUAAGUUUGGAGAUAAGUUUAUAGGCAGUUCUACAAAGAAAGUUAAGACACAGUGGCAAAACAUGAAAAGAAUCGCCCGCGAAGAAAUCGCAUUAAAUGGACCUGAAUUACACAAGUACACGAAGCUGUCUUUGGAAGUGUGUGAAAUUCUAGAAUUAUUGAAAGAUGGUGUAUUGAAAAAUGUGAGUGAGCAUGAUAGUACACUUACCACUGAUGUGGAAAUAAAGGCUGAACGCAUUGAGGAGGAAAAUAUUCAACCAGAAUGCAUUAAUUUUACCAACAGCUCUACCGAUAUGGAUGUUCAAGUGGUCAAUGAAAACAACUUAAAUUCCUUAAAUCAAUUUGAUGUGACCGGUUCCUCUAGCUCAGAUAACAAUGAUCUCAAUGAACUGGUAAUAGAUGAAUCCAGAAUUUGUAAUGAAACUAAUGAAGAAAAACUGAUUGAAGUAAAACACACAGCCUCUAUGACUGACAUAUCAAUGCAAGACUUAACAUUUCUUAAUCUCAAUAAAGAAUAUUUCAAAUACACAGAGGAGGAAAAAGCUCUUAAGAUAGAGUCACUGAAAGAAGAAAGACAGGUGGUCAGAGCAAUGAGAGAGACGGCAGAACUGAAUAAAAUUACUGCUGAGCAAAGAUUAAAACAUGUUUUGUGGGUCAAGAAGCAAGAAAUGUCAAUGUACUCUGGAGAACCCGGAUCUGGUGCCGGCAAGGGUGGCGGUGGCGGUGGUGCCAUCCGUGAAGCCGGCGGUGCCUUCGGCAAGAUGGAGGCUGCUCGGGAGGAUCAAUACUUCUACAAGAAGCAACAGGAACAACUCGCCAACCUGAAAGGGCACUUGAGCAAGGAGAUUGCGUUCCACCAGGAGCAGAUCAAGCGCCACGAAGAUGCCAUCCGCCGUCACAAGGAGCAGAUGGCUGAGGUGAAAGAAUAAAUCUGUGGUGAGGCGUCUCAGAAGGCAGACAACUCUUAGAGACAUGACUAGUACUAACAACUCUUGGGAAAGAUUACUGGCUUACCUGUAUACAGAUGUAGUGCAUAAUAGGGUAUUCUCCUACUAGUCAAAUCAGUUUCUUUUUUAUAACUGUCAAAACGAUUUGCUAAUAUGGAAUUUAUAUGAAACAUAACAUAGUCACGUCACUGACAACACAACUCGCCUACUUUUUAUAUUUCUAUCCGAUUUAUUAAAUAAAUAUUGUUUAAAAAUAACUGCUAUCUAUGUUUUCCUAAUAAUCUGGUGCUUUAUUUCAUGCAUGGUGUGAAAUAAUUUAUUUAAAAUACAGUCAAAUACCCUAUUGUUUUCCGUCGUAUUUUCUCGAAAACGUUCGUAUUUGUAAUGCUACUUCAGUCAACCUCAGUACUGAGACUGACUGAAAUAGCAAGACACGUUCGUACGUUUCCGUGAAAAAACAUUGGAAAAGAAUUAUGCACUACAUCUAUCUGUACGUGACUGAUGUCAUGCUAUGUGUAAAACUGUAGACUACUGAUUUAUAAUUACUCACUAAUUACUAUAUUAACUGCAAUGCAUGCGAAAUAUAAUCAAUUGUGAUUUCUGUUUCUAUGUUACCCUUUUGCAUCACUGUUGGUGGAUUUUCUUUUAUGGUACAAAACAAAAGGUUAGCAUGAACAGAAAUAAAUAUGUAUGCAUUUAGCAUUUUAUACAUACUUUUUAAAUAGUGUUUAUCAAUUUCAAAUUUUAAUAAUAAUAGUUGAAUGCUAGUCAUUAUAAAUCAGUGGUUACUAUAGAUCUAGGUUACAACUCAUGUCUUAGACCUUUGGACAUUAUAAUGUAAUGUUGCAAUAUCUAAAAGGUUAUAUAAUUAUGUUUAAGGAUGUUACUUAUUUUUUGCUUUUAUUUUGUUUAGCAGUAGUUUGUAUGGAAGGAUAACGCUAUUACAUAAUUCUUAAAUCUGC